UCAUGGAUAAUUUAAAGAAAGCACAAAAACUUAUGUAAGUUUAGCAGGUAUACUUAGAAAAUUUGGAUAAAUAACAAAAGACGACAUUGUAAUUGGCAAAGAUGAAGUUGAUAGAAAAUUUUUGACUCCAUGUGGUCCUGUUUAUACAGAGUAUCACGACUGCUUGAAAUAAAAUUAUGGAGACGUUAUCAUCUGUAUAACAGCAUUUAAUUAAAUUAGGUGAUAAAUUUAGAGAGAAGAUGAUUGAAUGUGAAGUAAGUCAAGGAUUUUUCAAAUAUGAUGUUUCUGAAAUAAGAAGAAGAAGAUAAAAACUCCAUGGUAGUGAAGCUUGAU
This is a messenger RNA of Paramecium pentaurelia, 333 nucleotides long. Lineage: Eukaryota; Ciliophora; Oligohymenophorea; Peniculida; Parameciidae. The record is from the annotation of a GenBank genome assembly.